AUGGCUGAUUCUAAUCUUGUUCUUCCUGGUGACGUUGUUAGCUCUGACGCUUCCUACCUUCUUCAGGGCCAUGGUACUCAUGUCUCUAGGAACGAGCUGAAAGCUAGCUAUUCUGGUCUCGUCAAACAUGUGAACCAGCUUGUGUAUGUAGAGCCCUUCAGUGGCAGGUACAUGGGUCAGAUCGGCGAUAUUGUGAUUGGCAUUGUCGAGAGCAUUCAGGGCAACAAGUGGUUUCUCGACGUCAACUCUGUCGAGAGGGCUCACCUUUCCAUUCUUCAGGUGAACACUGAGGAGCUUGCCAACCGCCGCAAGAUUGAUGAGGACGUUUAUGAGAUGAGCAAUCUUUUCCGCGUCAAGGACAUUAUCUCUUCUGAGAUUCAACGCAUUUCUCCCAGUGGCACUAUCAUUUUACAGACUCGCACUAGCAAGUAUGGCAGACUUGACAAUGGCAUUCUUGUUGUCGUUCGCCCUAACCUCGUCAUGAGGCAGGUAAAACACAUUUAUGACAUGGAGUGUGGCGUUAGGGUCAUCAUGGGAUGUAACGGAUAUAUUUGGCUAACCACUUGGAUGACUUCUGACAAGGGCAACAUUCUUUCCAUUGGCACCUUCUCAUCCAAUGUUAAAACUGAUUUAAUAAAGAAAGUCUGCAUUGUUAGGAACAUUCUUCUAAUGUUCUCUUCCCAUCUAAUUAAGUUAAACUUUGAUCUCAUUAACAGGGCUUUCGGCGUCUACUCCAGGCUGUUCCCUGGUAAGUACAACCUGGACAAACUCAUGGAAACGUCACUCUUAUCUCACCUCCAGGCCUAA
Theileria orientalis strain Shintoku is the source of this 807-nucleotide messenger RNA. RefSeq lists its product as hypothetical. NCBI's taxonomy places the organism in Eukaryota, Apicomplexa, Aconoidasida, Piroplasmida, Theileriidae. The record is from RefSeq and is a predicted model, not a curated record. Gene Ontology annotation, cellular component: cytoplasmic exosome (RNase complex); nuclear exosome (RNase complex). Gene Ontology annotation, biological process: CUT catabolic process; poly(A)-dependent snoRNA 3'-end processing; TRAMP-dependent tRNA surveillance pathway. The coding region runs from base 1 to 807 and encodes 268 amino acids. Gene Ontology annotation, molecular function: RNA binding. The transcript is spliced from 4 exons.